This is a messenger RNA of Epinephelus moara (kelp grouper), 1190 nucleotides long. RefSeq names its product tubulin epsilon and delta complex 1 (gene tedc1). Lineage: Eukaryota; Metazoa; Chordata; Actinopteri; Perciformes; Serranidae. The transcript is spliced from 7 exons. The record is from RefSeq and is a predicted model, not a curated record. Bases 1 to 1128 code for a protein of 375 amino acids.
AUGGUUUCCCAGGAGGAUCAGUUUUGGCAGCUCCUUGCCAACAUCCUUAAGGUAUCUGGCAUUGUUUCCUGUGAGGCUAGUACACAGCUAGGAGGAGCCACAGAGUGCAGGAAGCUGGUGGCUGCCGGCCUCUGGCAGACUGGCUACCAUGCUGACUGGAUGUAUGGGAGGGAGGAAGGAGAAGGAGGGGAGGGAGGGAGAUUCUUAAGCAGAGACCUCCUUCUGGCACUGGGCUGGCUGCUUGCUACAGGACAACUGGAGAAACUGCUGUCUAAGAGAGUACAGCAACUGGACAAAACACUCCUCUCACCUACACCUGUGAACCUUCAGCUUUCUAGUGAGCUCCAGUUAGACCCAGCAUGUCUGAGGAAACUUCAGUGGCUUGUUGGUUGUCUGAGACACCAGGGGCGGACCUUGCUGUCCAUGCAAGAAGAGCGAACUCGCCUACUCCACGCUGUUUUCUCUGCCAGCCUUCCCUCCUCUGUAUCUUCCCCCUCCUCUGGUCAAAGCUCCACAGUGCUAAGGAAGGACUGUGUUUGUAUGCGGCAGCUGUGUGACCUUCUAGAAGCUUAUCUGAGCUGGAAACAGGUGGAAAAAGUUUUCUGGACCUGGAUGGACAGUGUGAUGGAUUGCCAUCUGACAGAUCCUGGUGUCAAGAAGCCUACACAUGCACCCAAGGGGAGCGUAAGAGUGUGUCACCAUGGAAACCAGGGGCUUGAGAAAUUGGAGGAGAUGCUGUUAAGACUGCCUACAGGCCAGAAAGGACAAAGGAGAGGCAGAGAGGAUGCUGAGGACAGAGGAGAAGGAGAGGACAGGUUGCAGGGUGGAUGGGACACCUCCUGCCUCCCUCCUCUUCCCUCCUCUCUCCACUGUCUACCCUCCUGCCCCGAUGUCUACCGAGCCAGGCUCCAGACUGAGAGGCCAGUCAGACACAGCAGCCACCCAGCAGAAGGGCCCUGCGGCGGGGCCGAGACUCCAGAUGACCUCCCAGCACCCCGGGCUGUGCAGCUGCUUCUUCAGACAGAGGCUCUGCUGCUGGAGAGGAGGGCCCGGCAGAGACUGGCCAAUAGGAUGCAGCUGCAGGAGAUGAUUGGCAGGCUGGACGAACUGGUGUUGAUACCGCCAUAGACUUUUUUUGAUCCUCAAACUUCUGACAUAUAAAUUCAGAAUAAACAGAAUAUGGAUUUUCA